Messenger RNA from Cladophialophora psammophila CBS 110553, 1002 nucleotides. Its product is annotated as alcohol dehydrogenase. The transcript has 2 exons. NCBI's taxonomy places the organism in Eukaryota, Fungi, Ascomycota, Eurotiomycetes, Chaetothyriales, Herpotrichiellaceae. The record is from RefSeq and is a predicted model, not a curated record. Bases 1 to 1002 code for a protein of 333 amino acids.
AUGAAGCUAACUGAUCGCCCUCCUUUUUCUCCCAAAAUUACAGGCCACAAAGACUGGCAACCAUGGGUUAUCGACGACGAGAACGAGGUGGAUAGACUCCUCAAGGGCGCCUACGACCGUGGGCUCAACAGCUGGGAUACCGCCAACGUGUAUUCGAACGGCGAGUCCGAACGCAUGAUCGGCCGCGUCAUCAAGAAGCACAAUAUCCCCCGCCAUAAGCUGGUCCUCCUCAGCAAGUGCUUCGGCACCGUCGGCGAGGAACCUGGCGUCGUGCACAUCAAGUACCCCGAGCAGAUCAAGAAGAGCAAAGACUAUGUCAACCAGGGUGGCUUGAGCCGUGCUGCCAUCUUCAAUGCCGUCGAGGCCAGCUUGGAGAGAUUGGACACGAGUUAUCUGGAUGUGCUGCAGAUUCACCGCUUUGAUCGGUCUGUGCCGGUGGAGGAGACCAUGAAGGCUUUACACGACCUCGUGCAGUCGGGCAAGGUUCGGUAUAUUGGCGCAAGUAGCAUGUGGGCCUACCAAUUUGCCAAGAUGCAAAACUGCGCCGAAGUCCACGGCUGGACCAAGUUCGUGUCCAUGCAGAACCAUUACUCGCUGUGCUACCGCGAGGAAGAGCGCGAGAUGAACCCAUACUGCCACGAGACGGGCGUCGGCCUGAUCCCCUGGGCCCCUCUGUACCGCGGGCUGUUGGCGCGCCCCCUGGGGUCGGAAGCCACGGUGCGCGAGGAGAGCAUGAAGGGCAACCCGAUGUUCGGCGACCUGGACCCGGCGGACCGCGAAAUCAUCAAGCGCGUCAUGGAGCUCGCGGAUAAGAAGGGCUGGAAGAUGUCUCACGUCGCCCUGGCCUGGAUCAUCCAGAAGGGAACCAUCCCCAUCGUCGGCUUCAGCAACCUGGCCCGCCUCGAGGAGGCCGUCGCCGUCAAGGGCAAGUCCUUGACCGAGGACGAGAUGAAGUACCUGGAGGAGCCGUACAAGCCCAAGGCCAUCGUUGGACACUCGUGA